UAUUACAAUUCACACGUAAGGUUUCGAUAAUGGGAUUGUAUUGAUAAAAAUUGAUUUUGUGUUAGUUCUAUUUAAAAGUGAGUACAAAACAGUUGCUACAAUGUGGCUUGACCAAGCGGACGGUUUUGCAGAAAUAUUUAAAGGAUACAUACCAUAUUAUUUGCUAGUUGUUUUUCCAAUUUUUAUUAUAAUUUCGCCCGCCAACCCAGUUGCCGCUUCACAUGAAUUUUCUGUGUAUAGAAUGCAACAAUAUGAUCUACACACCGUACCCCAUGGAUGCCGAAGUGCAAGCUUCAAUCUUGAAGGCCGAUCUCUGACCUCAUGGAGCAUGUCCCGUCACUGCGUUGUUGCCCGUAUCCAGGAUAUUACAAUUGACCAGUUUGUCGAAAUCCGCAACAAGGCCGGAGCUCUAUUACUAGUGUUGCCAAAGAAUGAUACAAUACUUACAGAUGAGCAGAAAGAGCAUAUUAAACUAUUGGAAAUGGUGAUGAUGCAGCAAGAAAUUAGUAUUCCUGUGUACUUUGCUGAGUGGACUCUAGACUUUGAGGAUAUCAUCAAAGAUUUACAGCACAGCUUCAUCACUGAUGAUAAAUCGGGAACAGCUCUUGAAGCCAUGUUUAAUACAGUUUCGUCUAAUGGCUAUCAGAUUGUGGUAUCAGCACCAAAUCCUCAUAAAAUUGACUCUAAGCCUGUGACUAUUCACGGAAAGCUGGUUGGCAGAUCGAGCACACCUCAGACUAUUGUAAUUGCUGCUCAUUACGAAUCUUCAAGUAUCAUACCGGAACUUUCAAACGGUGCUGACUCGAAUGCAUCUGGUGCAGUCGCAGUAUUGGAACUGGCUCGUAUCUUUUCACGGCUCUACUCAUCCGUUGCUGUCCGAGGUGGACCGUCUCUAGUCUUCGUUCUUAUGUCAACCGGUCAUUCGUUGAACUACUUUGCUACUAAAAAGUGGUUGGAGGAACAGUUGGAUUCAUCUGAUGGAUCUUUGCUGCAGGAUAUAUCAUUCGCUAUGUGCUUAGACUCUAUAUCGUCUGGACCGCUCACAAUGCACGUCUCGAAGCCCCCAAAACCCGGAACCCCCGCCGAAUCCAUGAAAGCAAGGCUGGGCGUACCGCUUGUCCACAAGAAGAUCAACUUGGCUGAUGAGCUGCUCGCAUGGCAUCACGAAAGAUUCAGUAUAAGGAGAAUGACUGCGUUUACCCUCAGCUCUCUGCAGAGUCACAAAGACCCGUCGCGGAGCACGUUGCUGGACGCGGCGUCGGACGGCGCGCUGCGCACGCUGGCGGACAACGUGCGCGUGACGGCGCGCGCGCUGGCGUCGCACAUCUACAACCUGACGGGGGAGGGCGGCGCGGGGGACGCGGAGCUCUACGAUGACGCACUGACCGUAGAUGAGGCAUCAAUCAGGCAUUGGUACAAAUACCUAUCUUCACAAUCCCGAGCACCACAGAUUAUAACGACAACGGCUAAUGGAGGCGUGUCGGGCGCGCUGGAGCGCGCGCUGUCGCGCUACAUGUCGGCGGCGGCGAGCGCGCACGUCAUGGAGCGCCGCGAGCCCGAGUACGCGCUGUACGCGCCCACGCGCGCGCUGCUCUACGUCUACAGCGUAAAACCGGCAGUUUUCGACUUGAUAUUGACGCUCGCCAUCAUCGCGUACCUCACACUCGUAUACUUCGUGAUGCAGUUCUUCCCGAAGUUCUACGAGGAAUACGCCAAGGUUAUUACCGGUAAGGUAAAAAUUAAUUAGAUUAGAUGAUUUUCAAUUUUAUCAAAAAGCUGUAGAGUCGAUAUUAGAGUAACUAUGUACAGUUUAGGUUUGGCGAAUGAUCAGAUUUUUAAUAAUUUAAUGGUUGAAGGAUAGCCGUAAUUUGAUCUUUAUGUAAAGGUGGUAGAGUCGAAAAUAAAGUACAUUUGAAAUAGUGCAACAAUUCAAUAGACACGUAUCGAAUUAUAUUUAAAUUCAAACAAUUAUUUUUUAAUAAAUUAAAAAAAAAUGCUUAGAAACUUUAUAAUUAUAUUUAAAAAAAAAACUUCAAUAACCACGAUAAUUUAUUUAUUUGAAAAUAAAUAUAUACUUAAUCCUCAAAUAUUCCAAAAAUGUUUUCUGUUGAUUAUUUAUCCAUAGAUAAUAACAGACACGAGUAAUAAUUAUAGAUUAUAAGAGAAAUUUACUCAAAGUAAAAAUUGAGUUUAUAUAAUCUGUUUUCUAAUUUUAAGACGAAUAAUUGUGAAUUUUAUUUAUUAAAAGACGUUAAAACAAUUUAUUGUAAGUAUUAUUAUUAUCAGUAAUUUGCAUUUCUUUUUCAUUUUUUUUUUUUUAAUUUUGAAUGCUAAAUUAGGUUUUAAUUAUGACAGUGAUAUUAAAAAAAAGGUAAAACAUAUUUAAUUUAUUGAAAGUCAUUUAAUUCUCAAAAAUCAUAAUAAUUUUAGUAUAUGAAUAUAUAUUAAUUACCUAAUGAAAUGCUUACAUUUAUUUAGGUUUGUUUGUUUUUUUUUCAAUUGUAAGUUAAUUUUUAAUCUGUAGGAUAGUUAAUUCAAACAGUUUUGUGCAAAUUUGUCAAAAGGUUUCAAUAUCAAACAAUUUCAUUCUUUUAAUAAAAGUUAAAUGGCGAUAUUGUCCCUUAAACAAUUAUAUUGAACUAUCAUUAUUAAGAGAAUGUUUUAAGUGAUUUCUAUUAACCAUAACCCAUAGUUAAACAUUAUUUAUGGUUUCAAUGUACUAUAAAUCUAUCUUAAUUAUUUGCCGUCCGUAAGUUCCUUGAAUACAUUAAAUUUACAUAGUUUAAAACAAUGCUCAUACAGUUUAAUUAUUACACAAAUUCACGAAGAAAACUCUUAAUAUUUACUUAUUCAUUCUAUUUCCAAUGAUCAUAGUUAGUAAGUUCCGUUAUACAUGAAAUACAGCUGAUACAAUGUAAAAAUAGGCUGUACGUUUUAAUACCUUUUCUUCAAAGUAAUAUAAACAAUAAAAAAUGAAAUGUCAUAAAAAUUUACAUAAUUAUUAUGUAUUUUUUUUUUUGUUAAAUAUAGACCAAGAUAAGUCUAAUAUAGACAAGUAUAGUUUUUAGUUACCCAUAUGGCUGUUUAAACACUGUCAGAAUAUAAAUAACUCAUGUUUAUUUAUAAAGGUUUUUAAAAACAAUCAAAUUCUUAAAUUUAAAAAAAAUAUAUACUGCACUAAAAAUACUCUAUAUAAUCUUUACAGACAAUUCGAUAGAUGAUUUCAAAUAACUUUUGUAUUCAAAUAAUGUUACGUGUAGUAUGGUAGCAUAGACAAUUUUCUUUUUCCUUUAGUCUUUUUCACUAUAACUGCCAAUAUUUUUAGUAUAAAUGUUUCAUGGAUUAACUAGUCGCGAAUACGUGAAAAGAAUAUAUUAUGUAAUAAUAGAUAAAUACUACAUGAUUCCUGUUUUCAUUGUAUAUUUAAAGGCCAGUACACGUUAAUGAACAAAAGUCGAUACCUCGAAAAAUAUCUAACAUUCAUAGACUAAAAAUCGCCAAAAUGCCAAGCGACAAUAAAUUUAUUUCGAUUAAUGUGUGCUCACCUUUUCGUGGUUGUAACUACAGUAUAUUCCAAUGGCUGGAAUAAAGAUAAAUAGAUAACUUCGACCUUGAAUAGAUAUGACGUCAUUGCUCGUUGAAAUCUAAAAUAAUCUAUGGUAUUCAUUAUGGAUUUGCGAUUUUUUUUUUAAGUUUGAAUAACGAAGGUGUUAUUGUAACUUAAGGAGUGUUGUAUUAUAAAUAAAGAUUUAUUAACCAAGAACAGCCGUUUGUCGUGAAUUAUAUAGAAGGGCUAUUAGCAAAUCGUAGGGAAUAUCUUAAUUUUGUUUAUCUUGAAUCUUUUUGCCAUUGGAAUAGUUACCAUAGACAAAAUGUAGUAUUAAGCUAUUUCUUUGUAUGCGAUUUUCCAAUUUCAAAGUGUAUGUUUAUGGUUCAAAUAAGAAUUGUACAGAGACUUAUCUUACAUAUGGUUGUCUCUUUCACACAUAUAGGUUUUUAAGGUAGCAGAACAAAAUGUCUUGUAUGAUGGUGUAAGCGAAAAUGUUGUAUAUUGCAUGGAAUUGAAUAAAACAUUUGGUUUUAAAAAUAUUUUUUAUUUCUUAUAAUGCAUAUAAAAUUUUUGAAUUUUAUCACAUAUGUAAAUA
Nymphalis io (European peacock) is the source of this 4145-nucleotide messenger RNA. RefSeq names its product nicalin-1. The transcript is spliced from 10 exons. The coding region runs from base 101 to 1747 and encodes 548 amino acids. Lineage: Eukaryota; Metazoa; Arthropoda; Insecta; Lepidoptera; Nymphalidae. The record is from RefSeq and is a predicted model, not a curated record. Gene Ontology annotation, cellular component: endoplasmic reticulum membrane. Gene Ontology annotation, biological process: regulation of signal transduction.